Arabidopsis lyrata subsp. lyrata is the source of this 469-nucleotide messenger RNA. RefSeq lists its product as uncharacterized. The transcript is spliced from 3 exons. NCBI's taxonomy places the organism in Eukaryota, Viridiplantae, Streptophyta, Magnoliopsida, Brassicales, Brassicaceae. The record is from RefSeq and is a predicted model, not a curated record. The coding region runs from base 1 to 342 and encodes 113 amino acids.
AUGAUUCCGAGAUAUUGUUUCUGUGGAACCUACGUUAAGCUUGUUGUUUGCACCACUAGCAAUAAUCAAGGAAGAAAAGAAUACAAAUGUCCAAAUUCUGAGGAUGGUGGAGAACACCUGCAAAAGUGGUGGGAUGAUGCGGUUAAUGAGGAGUUUACUGUCGUCCAUAACAAAUUUGAAACCCAGAAAGAAUCAAUCCACCACGCUUACCAAAAUCCUAUGUUGGAGUCAAUUCGCGAGUCUGUUCGAAACAUGCGUGCUCAAAUCGAUGAUCUUGAGAAGCGUUUGGAGGAGAAAGAAACUGAGAUUGGCAAGCUGAGGGAGUUGCUAGCUAAGUGGUAGUUGUUGUAUGAUUAUGUAUUUCUCUAAAUAUUGGUAGACUUCUAAAUUUUCUAAUUUCCCUAUGUAGACUAAUUAACUAAAAUUGCCUAAGUGUUUCAAAAUUGUAUGUUUUAUUCUUAAAUUGAUU